GUCAGCAGACGCCGAAUGUUUACCCCUCGCACCCAGCUAUGUGGCCAGAGGAGUUUUGGAGUGGGUGGGCCCUGUGAUGAUGUGCUCACAAAGUCGGCACUGUCCAGACAGUCCUGUGCACACCUAGUCCCACCCCUUCUCUCACCCCUUAGCUGGCUACCUUUCCUCCCUUCCUGCACUCCCCUGUACUCUUCUCCUGCUCCUCUCGCAGGGUCAGUCACUCGGUCGAAGUCGCUGCUCAAGGAGUUUUGGAGACGCUCAUCCUUGGCAGCCACGAUGGUUCGCAGCAGCUGCAUCUGCACAGUCGUCCCGCUUGUACUCUUCAGCCUCUUGGUGGCCUUUGUGCGCACAGAGACAGUCGGCGACCCCGCCUCGACAGCCAGGGACAACCAGGACACCAUGUCUGGAGAGCCGCCCAGCGACGUCACCACCAGAGUCCCCUUCCAGGACGUGACGGAGCAGUCCUUCACCUACGACUACGAGGACGCCACACACUCCCACGCUUUGGACGAGGAAGGGGUUCUGGGCCCGGGGGCCAUCACAGCCAUAGUUAUAGCAGUGUUCCUGGGAGCGUCGGUCCUCCUCGCCCUCAUCGUCAUCACACUCAGGAAGUUCACCGCCUCCUAGAGCAAAUACGUCCUGUUUUUUGUGUAUGUGUGUGUGCAUGUGUGUGUUUGUACAGCGUGAGUGUCUGCGUGUCACUGUUUGUCUUUAGCAGCUCGUGUCAAUCCGUCAGCUCUGAACUCGCCCCUUGUGUUUGUUUCACAGCCGUCUUUUGCUUUGCUGUAGAUGCUGAACAUUGUGGCAGGUCCCUUAACUGACUAUUUACAGAUUUACUCCUGUAAACUCUCAAGUUGUUGCUCUACAUGCCCACUUGUUAGAAACUGGCUGGCUCUUCCAGUGCAAUCGUAGCCAUUUGAAUUUUGUUCCGCUUUACACAUUCCUUUUUCGAGAUCUUGCAUGCAUGGUUUGACCUUGUUUGUGGGCCUUUUGUUUUCUAGUAGUUUUUUUUUUUUUUCUUCUUUUCCUCAUGUGUUUUUGCUUCUAUUCGUCUGUGCCUAGUCAAGAAAUCUGAGAUUAAUGUUCCUACACAUCAACUUUUUAUUCGCCUUUCACAGUGAUUUUACCUUGUGUUCAAAUAGUCUCUAAAAUAUUCCCUCGGUGUCACCGUAUACAAGUUUGUAUUACACCAUUAACAAACAUUUGUGGAGUCAAAAUAAGAAGAGAACAUUUUUAUAAAAGGCUUCUUCAAUGUAUGAAUGUAAACAGUAGCAAGGUUAUUUGUACCUGCAGACCAAAUAUGAAGUUAGGAUGAAUGUGUGUUUGCACUCAAUUCAGUGUUUUUAGUAAAUUUUUUGGUUUUGUUUUGUUUGGAAGUUAUUUUUUUUCUGCAAGGGAAAAAGGAUUUUAGUAGAAUUAUUUUUUCUUUUUCUAUAUGCCCCAGAGUCUUCAGCCAUACAGCUGCAUGUUGCCAUGGUAAAGUCACUUGCCCAAUUUGAGCUGAACAAAUGAAUAAAUCAGAUGCCAAAUA
Amphiprion ocellaris (clown anemonefish) is the source of this 1531-nucleotide messenger RNA. RefSeq names its product secondary ossification center associated regulator of chondrocyte maturation (gene snorc). Lineage: Eukaryota; Metazoa; Chordata; Actinopteri; Pomacentridae. The record is from RefSeq and is a predicted model, not a curated record. The transcript is spliced from 3 exons. Gene Ontology annotation, biological process: cartilage development. Bases 16 to 627 code for a protein of 203 amino acids.